GACUUUGACAGUGUGCAAGAUUCGCCAUAAUAAAGAGCGACGGUCUAAACUGAUUGUGUGAAGUUCUGUGUCCGGAGGGUGAAAAUUAUUGGAAGUCGGGUCGAAAAUCCUGCAUUUCAACUGUUCAACAAUAAUCAACCGACUGAAUCUGCAUUGAUUUAUCUUGUUGUAUUUACGCCGUAACUGCCUGUCAUUAAAUUUUGUCCGAAGAAGUGCGCACUGACGAACAAAUCCUGAAAAAAAUGAGUGAACAACUAGCAAGGCUGCACGGAUGCAACAUUCUCGUCAUCGGCAACAAUGACAACCUCGUCAACAAAUAUGGCCACAGCGUAACGAUUAUCUGUGGCUACGACCCACAAGGAAUGAGUGUACGGAUUAUUAAGGAUGGCACGCAGCACCAGCUAGAAGAGUAUCCCGUCAGUGCGAAAACGACGCAUCUCAAUCAUGGUCCAACAUCACACAUAUUUGUAGUAGGAGGUGAUAUGCUCUACAUCAAGUUUGGCUCCAAAGCCGACUGCCAGCUGUUCCGGAAGCUUUUGCAAAAAAUGUCCGGAAAGGUCAAUUCAGUAUUCAACCUCCGUACGGAGGAUUCUUCAGCAUCACAGUAUUUCCAGUUUUAUGGGUAUCUCUCGCAGCAGCAAAAUAUGAUGCAGGAUUUCGUCCGAACAAGCACUUAUCAGCGUGCGAUCUACAGCAACUCACAGGACUUCCACAACAAAGUUGUAUUGGAUGUUGGUGCAGGUUCCGGCAUCCUAUCGUUCUUUGCCGUCCAAGCCGGUGCAGCUAGGGUUUACGCCGUGGAGGCUAGCAACAUGGCCCAAUACGCGCAGCAGCUGGUUCAGUCGAAUAACCUCGGGGGAAAGAUCACUGUAAUUGCCGGCAAGAUAGAGGAGAUUGAACUUCCCCAGAGGGUUGAUGUCAUAAUUUCGGAGCCAAUGGGCUACAUGUUGUACAACGAGCGAAUGUUGGAAACUUAUCUUCACGGUAAAAAAUGGCUUAAACCGGAUGGAAAAAUGUUUCCUUCACGGGGUGACCUUCAUGUAGCACCAUUUACUGACGAGGCACUUUAUAUGGAACAGUACAAUAAGGCUAAUUUCUGGAUGCAAACUGAGUUCCAUGGAGUGAAUCUGGUGGCUUUAAGAGAUGCGGCUAUGAAAGAGUACUUCCGGCAGCCGAUCGUCGACACUUUUGAUAUUCGCAUUUGUAUAGCCAAGUCGAUCAGGCAUACCACGAACUUUAUGACAGCAGACGAGAAAGAUUUGCAUUGUAUCCAAAUCGAUGUCGAAUUCCACAUUCUAGAAACAGGAACUUGCCAUGGGUUGGCCUUCUGGUUCGAUGUGGAGUUUGCCGGAUCAUGUUCGCAAAUUUGGCUUUCCACAGCCCCAACUGAAUCACUUACUCAUUGGUAUCAAGUGCGUUGUUUGUUGCAAACUCCUAUCUUUGUUAAGCAAGGUCAGGUGCUUUCCGGUAAGGUUGUAUUGGUAGCCAAUCAAAGGCAGAGCUACGAUGUUGAAAUUGAUUUAAAACUGGAAGGCACGAUGAUAACUUCCUCCAACACAUUAGAUUUGAAAAAUCCAUACUUCCGAUAUACUGGUGCUCCGGUUCCAGCGCCACCUGGUUCAAACACCACAUCACCUAGCGAAGCAUACUGGGGACAACUGGAUGCUCAAGGAGCUCGAAAUGCUGUAAAUCUGGUUAACGGUAUUACAGUUAAUGGUCUUGGCGAGGUAGAUAUGUCCAUAAUCAACACCAAUCUGAUGCCGAUUGGAAACCAGCCAAACAUCCAUCCCGGACUUAUCUCCAGCACUGGAAGACAGCAAUCACAACAGCAACAAGUGACACCAACUCAACAACUGACGAUGAACCCCACGAUUGCCUGUGCAGCCACGUCCACUCAAAAUGUAGCGCAGCAGCAGCUUAUCGGUGGCGCAAUUUCCCCCUCCCUAUUUACGACACCGGCUCAGCAGAUCAUAAACAGCCACCAUGCACAGCCAAUUCACGGUAGUCAGUUUUAUUAGGGACGCAUCAUAUUCGCCAGGCCAGCAUAUUAAUCUGCCACCAGACAACAUAACUUUCACACAUACAUUUACAAAACACACACUCACAUGCAUACACAAACGCUUUAUCAUCGCAGUUAAAGUUCACAGCGUUACUCUUAUUAUUAAUAUUAUUUAAUUGUAUACCACUUUUAAUGAGAUUGACCGAGCAGGAGCUGUCACUGUCCUGCGGCUGAAUUAGAGUAUAUUGCAAAGGUAGCGAGCUUUUAUUUUUGAAAGUUUUGUUCUCUUUUUAUGUCUUCUUAGGUUAUAAUAGAUUUUUCAAUUAAAUCGUGUCUUCUCCGAUGCGUUGACCAGCGAAAA
Messenger RNA from Topomyia yanbarensis, 2360 nucleotides. It is a transcript of the gene Art4, whose product is annotated as histone-arginine methyltransferase CARMER. Lineage: Eukaryota; Metazoa; Arthropoda; Insecta; Diptera; Culicidae. Gene Ontology annotation, biological process: peptidyl-arginine methylation. Gene Ontology annotation, molecular function: protein-arginine N-methyltransferase activity. Bases 243 to 2018 code for a protein of 591 amino acids. The transcript is spliced from 2 exons. The record is from RefSeq and is a predicted model, not a curated record.